AAAAAAUAAAGCUUUGGCUCUGAGGUGACGUCAUUGUCCGUGCCGGCAGCAGAUGCGCAGUUCACAACUCGAAGAACAAGUUCAUGCCGACGCGCUCGCCUUUUAAGCCGAUUUUGAUUGAAUAUUGACAGUUACGGUUUCCAGCAUGGGAAGAAUACACCUCUCGUGGCUUUUCCUUCAGGCUGCGCUCGUCGUGGCUUCGUGUUUCACCGAUAUGGAAACUGGGCCUGGUGCAGGUGUAUCGACGCAGACCACCGCCGCAGAUCGGUUCAAAAUCGAGGGAAGGGCGAUCGUUCCAGGGGUAAAAACACAAGACUGGGUCUCCACGGCGCGAGUUCUUGUAGACGGUGAAGACUACGUGGGUUUUUUGAGAAUGGAUGGGAGUUUUGCAGUCAACGAUGUCCCCUCCGGGUCUUACGUUGUAGAAAUUGUCACUCCAGGAUACCGAUUUGAGCCUGUGCGUGUUGAUAUUACAUCCAAGGGGAAAAUGAGAGCACGCCUUGUGAACUACAUUAAGACUUCAGAAGUGAUCCGCCAGCCAUAUCCUCUCCAAGUAAGAGCAAGUGGCUUACACAGCUACUUCAUGAAGAGGGAAACCUGGGGCUGGACUGAUUUCCUCAUGAACCCAAUGGUUAUGAUGAUGGUGUUGCCAUUGCUGAUUAUUGUUCUACUGCCCAAAGUGGUCAACACUAAUGACCCCGAAAUGAGGAAGGAAAUGGAGCAAUCCAUGAACAUGCUCAACCCCAACCCCGAGCUCCCAGAUGUGUCUGAGCUCAUGACAAAGCUCUUCUCGGGCUCCAAGGGCUCCAGCAAGGCGGGCGGUAGCAGCAAGGGCACCAGACCAGCUGUCAAGAGGAGGUAGUACACAUAGCUCAUAUGCCUGGAGAAAAAGCACGUCAAGUCACGUACGCAGGAUUGUUAAGUGUCCCCCCCUGUACAGUUCUCUCUAUGAACAAAUGUUAACUAUUUAAAAUGUACAAAUACAUUUUUUUUUUGUUUAUUCAGUUCUAACAGAAUUCACAAGCAGUUUUUCUUCACUUGCUGCCAACGUGUGAUUGUAAUUCUUUCCAAUCUUUUCUGUGCUGAUCCUUUGGUGUGCUUUGCUGCUAAUUCCACAACAUCUGUACACGUUGAGGUAUUUUUUUUUCAGUCAUGUGACUGUGAAUGAGGAUACAUUGAAUUAACUUUAAAGACUGAAAAGCUUGGAUAAAUAAAUUGCAACUGUCUGUAAAAACAAUGA
Hippocampus comes (tiger tail seahorse) is the source of this 1240-nucleotide messenger RNA. RefSeq names its product ER membrane protein complex subunit 7b (gene emc7b). The record is from RefSeq and is a predicted model, not a curated record. Bases 146 to 862 code for a protein of 238 amino acids. Gene Ontology annotation, cellular component: EMC complex. Gene Ontology annotation, molecular function: carbohydrate binding. NCBI's taxonomy places the organism in Eukaryota, Metazoa, Chordata, Actinopteri, Syngnathiformes, Syngnathidae. The transcript has 5 exons.